AUGCCGCCACCAGGCGACAACCAGCGUGUGAUACUCCUAAUCAUCCUGCUAUUGCUGUGGACGACUACCAACGAUAACAGCGCUGGCUUCGUGCAAGCGCCGUCUCUGACCAGGGCUCGGCUUGCCAGGCAGCGAACCGCCCAUGGCGUUCUAAAUACCACACAUUGGGGCGAUUUCUCGCCCCGGCUGGCCAACGAGCAGCCACUCUUCCCAGGUCCCGAGCCUCGGUAUUUGAACCUGACCGGGUUCCGCGAAGAAGACCGUUUCGCAUGGGAAGACUUUGGACACUUCAGGAAUCGAUGUGAGGAAUGGAGCGAGAAUGCAGUGGGAAAGCCAAAUGCAGCGUCGCCUGUAUGGCAAAACGUCUCCGGCGUGAUUAGAGGACCGUGGAUCCGGAAGCCACUGUCGGUAUCGCGGACGCACGCAAGCUACAACCUAAGCGAAGUAACGCCCGGUAUCGAAUGGAUAGCUGAAAAUGCGGAUUGGGGGAGGAACAUUACUGGGCGAGAGGGAAAGAUGCUGGUGAGGGUGCACGACCAGGAGGCUGCCGGAACGGAACCGAAGAGGGAGGACCUGCAUCCAGUAGGACAGCCGCCGCUGGAGGUCAAGGCAAGGGCUGUGUCUGCCACAGUUACCAUCGAUGACGAAGAAGGUUCGGGAUCUAGCUCAGAAAUGCGUCUUCAUGGCGUACACUGGCCCCGACAAGGGGCUUUGCUCUUAACCACGACGAGCGAGAAGUUCGCUGGCAUAUUUGCCCUUCCUCAUCUCACCUCACGAGAGGACUACUUCAACUCUAGCCAGGCUCUUUUGAACAGAACGUUGGACGAAAUGUUGCAUGCUAAAGAGCGGCGCUACUUCACCGACCAUGGAAACCCAUGGGCUUCCACGAGCGACUCAGGAGAACCACUGGGCUCGGCGCCGCACUGCGAGUACAUAUUCUAUAUGCAAGUGCACCCGCCAGAACAGAGCAUCCUGGAUAUCGAUCAUCUGCUCGCGGGACCGGAGAAUAUCGCAAAGGCUAUCGAUGAGCUCGAGUAUGAGCUUCGGUUUCCCCGCGGAGCUCCACAAGAUGGGCCUCCAAGACUUAUGAUGUCGGCAGUCGUAUACUCUCCCGACUGCGCCUUCAUGAUAGAGACGAAAGGACCACCGGAUUUUCCCCCGGCGGAAGGGCAGCAUUUGUCGGGUUGGAAGCAGGAACAGUGGCUGCAUGACGUGGGAUAUUGGAUGCUUGGCUUCGGUGCCAUCAUUUUCCUCCAAGUCCAGCUGCUGAAAACACAGAUGAGAGAAGCAUCGACGCCGUCUACGCUAGGAAGAAUCAGCUUCUACACUGCAAGUAUGAUUCUGCUUGCCGAUGGCAUCAUCUUUGCAGGUUCCGCCGCUUGGGCGCUCUCAGCGUCAAACACCCUGCUGCCUGCCUUGGUCGUGACUGGGGCAUCGUGUCUGGCUACUACAGUCGGCAUUUGCUUUCUGAGUGAAAUAUAUGUUGUACAAGAACCGGAAUGGCGUCGGCGAGACCGCGAGAGGCAGGCCAAUUCGACAAGCAGCACGCCUAGGCCGCCUCCAACCACACCAGCUCCAGACGCGACAACGCCCAACACAAGCUCGGAGUCCAACACACUUCUCUCAACUGCUGCGAGGCGAGCUACUCCGCGUCCGCCAUCGCCCCCGAUCAUCAUACCUUCUGACCAGGAUAUAGACGCUGAGAUUGAGCAAGUCACAAACAAUCCUCAAUCUAUCUUACCAGCACCAGUUACCGCCGCUACUCCGGCAAACAACCAGAACGCAAAUCGGUCCACGCCACUGGGCACCAUCUUUGGUCAUCUUAUAAUGUCAGGAAUUGCCAUUCUAUUCCUCUCCCUUGCCGCUGCAACAUGGAAGCCUGCAUUGCGCUCAGUAUACUUUAACAUAUUGGCUCUGGGCUAUCUAUCACUCUGGACACCACAAAUUUACCGCAACGUAUACCGAAACUGUCGGCGUGCACUUUCAUGGAGAUUCGUAAUUGGGCAGUCUAUUCUGCGUAUCCUGCCUAUUGCCUACUUCUACCUUGUCAAAGACAAUUUUGCCUUUGCCACACCAGAUUGGACGGCCUUUGCCGUGCUUGCCGGUUGGCUCUGGAUCCAAAUAUGGAUGCUAGCAGCACAAAAUGUGUUGGGGCCACGCUUUGGAAUCCCCAGAGGCUGGAUGCCCGAAGCAUGGGAGUACCAUCCUAUCCUGAGAGAAGAUGGUGUCGAAAGCGGUGGUCUUCCCAUAGGACUGGUCCUGGGCUCCUCCGAUACGGCCCCGAGCUCACCAACUCUCGAUCGCACAAAGAGUGGUGCUGAUGCCAACAAGCACACCAGGAUACAUCAUAUUGACUGUGCGAUCUGCCGCGAGGUACUCGAAGUACCAGUCGUCAAGGCUGGCGAGAGUGACCCAAAUAGUGGAGUGACUGGAGUCUUCACCCGGAGAGCGUACAUGGUAACGCCGUGCCGACAUAUAUUCCACAGUGCUUGUCUAGAGGGGUGGAUGCGGUUCAGAUUGCAGUGUCCAAUCUGCAGAGAGGAGCUUCCACCUUUGUAA
This is a messenger RNA of Pestalotiopsis fici W106-1, 2559 nucleotides long. RefSeq lists its product as uncharacterized. Gene Ontology annotation, molecular function: zinc ion binding. Bases 1 to 2559 code for a protein of 852 amino acids. The transcript has a single exon. Lineage: Eukaryota; Fungi; Ascomycota; Sordariomycetes; Amphisphaeriales; Sporocadaceae. The record is from RefSeq and is a predicted model, not a curated record.